AUGGGUGAUUGGAGUUUCCUUGGGAAUAUUUUGGAGGAAGUGAAUGAGCACUCCACUGUGAUCGGAAGAGUGUGGCUGACAGUGUUGUUUAUUUUCCGCAUCCUUAUCCUUGGCACGGCUGCCGAGUUCGUGUGGGGGGAUGAGCAGUCUGACUUCGUUUGCAACACUCAGCAGCCGGGCUGUGAAAACGUCUGCUACGAUGAAGCGUUCCCCAUCUCGCACAUCCGACUCUGGGUACUGCAGAUCAUUUUCGUAUCCACGCCGUCCCUGGUGUAUGUGGGCCAUGCGGUGCACCAUGUCAGGAUGGAAGAGAAGAGAAAGGACAGGGAAGAAGGGGACAGACAGCAGCACAUGAACACUGAAAGGCUACUCUUAGCUCCUGAAGAGGCUCUGAAAGACAUCGGCAAGACCAACAAGAGAUUUCGCCUGGAGGGGACCCUGCUGAGGACCUAUAUCUGCCACAUCAUUUUCAAAACCAUCUUUGAGGUGGGUUUUGUGGUUGGUCAGUACUUCCUGUACGGGUUCCGCAUCUUACCCCUGUAUCGCUGCGAAAGGUGGCCUUGCCCCAACUUUGUUGACUGCUUUGUCUCCAGGCCAACGGAGAAGACAAUCUUUGUGAUUUUCAUGCUGGCCGUAGCCUCGGUGUCCCUCUUCCUGAAUUUCGUGGAGGUAAGUCACCUGGGCUGGAAGAAGAUCAGGUUUGCUUUCCGAGAGCCUGGCCAGCAGCCUGAAGCCUACCCAGAGCCCAAGCCAUACCAUUCCAUUGAUGUUGCUUCGGUACCGAAAGCGAAAGGGUACAAGCUCCUGCAAGAGGACAAACCUACUCCCCCUUUCUUCCAACUGACAGCAGCUGGGGUAGACCUGAGCUCGGUGCCGUCCAUCACCUAUCCGGAGAAAGCAAAGGGUGUUGGCCCGGUAGAUAACCUGGUAAAGAUUCAUAACGAGACUUUGCUGUCUUACCAACAACAUGAAGAUGCAGAUCCCGAGCAGCAGGCUGAACAGGCGGUACAGGCUGAUCCCGAUCCUGUCCCACUCGCAGAACCCGAGGAAGAGGGAGAGAAGAACGAACUGGAACCUCUGACAACAGCCAAUGAGAGCCUGGCAGAUACACGGCCCCUCAGCAGGUUAAGCAAAAGCAGCAGUCGAGCUCGCUCUGAUGAUUUAACUGUCUGA
This is a messenger RNA of Hemiscyllium ocellatum (epaulette shark), 1173 nucleotides long. It is a transcript of the gene gja8b, whose product is annotated as gap junction protein alpha 8 paralog b. Gene Ontology annotation, cellular component: connexin complex. The record is from RefSeq and is a predicted model, not a curated record. The coding region runs from base 1 to 1173 and encodes 390 amino acids. Lineage: Eukaryota; Metazoa; Chordata; Chondrichthyes; Orectolobiformes; Hemiscylliidae. Gene Ontology annotation, biological process: cell communication. The transcript has a single exon.